AUGUUGCCCAUUACAUUCAGACGGAAACUGAGUUUGGCGGAUCCCCCUGACAUCAGGAUCUACGGCCAAAGGGUUCUGGCCGUUCCUGAGAUUUCCUACUUGGGGGUGAAGUGGGAUAGUGGCCUCACUUUCCACUCCCAUUUUAAGAGUAGGAAAAUGGAAAUGGACUCCUUUACUUACAAGAUUAGUUGUAUAGCGGGUAAGUGGUUUAGCAGGCAACCACAACUGCUAAAAAAGAUGUACAAAGGUGCGAUGGAGCCUAAGUUAUUAUACGGACAUGGUGCAUGGGGACAUAGAUUGAAACUCAAAUCGUUCUGUACCUUUUUAAACAUGGUGCAGAGAAGACCCUUGUUGGCAAUUGCAAGGGCGUAUAGAACGGUGUCGACGGAUGCCCUGCAGGUCCUUACUGGACUGCCGCCUUUGGACUUGAAAGCAAUUGAGAUGUACUCAAGAUUCCUGAUAUUAAGAGCAAAUCAGAGUGUGACCGUCCACUCUCAGGAAUUCGAUCCUGGCGAUUAUGUCAGCUAUGUAUCGCCCUAUGAGACCCAUCCGGCCUUCAAUGAAGGCAUCAGCUUCGAUCUGCUGGAGCCAACCGGUAAUGGACUUGAAAUUUUUAGUGACGGCUCGGGUCUAAAUGAUCGCAUUGGUUCGGCGAUGGUGGUGCUGUAUUUUGGGCAGCAAAUCCACUCCGAGAGGAGACGGAUGAGUGACCAUUGUACGGUCUACCAAGCCGAGCUGAUCGGUCUCAAGCUAGCCCUAGAGUUCUGCCUCACCCUGACCACUACCAGGGUGGUAAACAUCUAUUCAGACUCUAGAUCGUCCUUACAAUCGCUAGCAGACCCAUCUAACACCCACCCACUAGUAGUGGAAGUUAGAAAACUUUGCCGGAAAGCAAAAGCGGAGAGAAGAGUGCAAUUGCACUGGGUCAAAGCCCACGUCGGUUAUUUCGGAAACGAGUUGGCCGACGCAGAGGCUAAAGCAGCUUCCGAGUUAGAAAAUGUGGACAUAGAAUAUCAGAUGUCCCAGAAGAGCCUAAAAACAGAACUCAAUGUGCUGACGGUUCAGGCGUGGCAGGACAGGUGGGAUCUGUCAGAGAAAGGCAGAACAACUUCCCUAUUCUUACCCCUGGUGAACACGAGACGCCACUUAUGGGGGGACGUAGUGGAACUGCUAAGUGGGCAUGGCAGAUUCCCGGCCUAUCUUUAUAGGUUCGGAAUUGUUGAUGAUGAUCUCUGCUCGUGCGGAGAGGUCGGGGAUGGCGACCACUACUUGCUGAGAUGUCCGCUCACAAGUAGUCUUAGGGCAAGGCUCCGGUUUGUUCCCAGUAAUCGCUCAACGAUGGUUAGUAAAUAUAACUUGUCGAUUCUCUGUCAAAUGGCGAGACAAGUUAGGACCUUCCUGCCACACAUUUCUAGGUAA
This is a messenger RNA of Argiope bruennichi, 1419 nucleotides long. RefSeq lists its product as uncharacterized. The coding region runs from base 1 to 1419 and encodes 472 amino acids. Gene Ontology annotation, molecular function: RNA-DNA hybrid ribonuclease activity; nucleic acid binding. NCBI's taxonomy places the organism in Eukaryota, Metazoa, Arthropoda, Arachnida, Araneae, Araneidae. Gene Ontology annotation, biological process: DNA replication, removal of RNA primer. The transcript has a single exon. The record is from RefSeq and is a predicted model, not a curated record.